Messenger RNA from Ilex paraguariensis (yerba mate), 330 nucleotides. NCBI's taxonomy places the organism in Eukaryota, Viridiplantae, Streptophyta, Magnoliopsida, Aquifoliales, Aquifoliaceae. The record is from the annotation of a GenBank genome assembly.
AUGGAGCCCCAAUAUGUGUCCUUCCAAAAAUAUCUCUCGAAUAGGGAUGUCCAUGGCAACCUUGAAAUACCUAACUGGGCAGAUCAUUUGCCGGAUGGAAAUGAGGUCAUGCGUGUAACUGACCGACACGGAACCAUAUAUGAAUUCAUAGCCUCAAUAAGGGCAGAUGGGAGGCGUUCUCUGACGCGUGACUGGCGUGGUUUUGCAUUGGCAAAGGGUCUUCGUACAAAUGAGUUACUAAGGAUUUGUUGGUUAGGAAAUGGGAAUGAAUAUGCAGUGCAAGUUGGUCUGCAGUUGCAUGGACCGUACAUAGCAUGGGAAACUCUGUAA